AAAAAGGAAAAGAAGAUAUGCAUAGGAGCCGCGCGCGGACUACACUACCUUCACGCUGGAGCCAAGCGCACCAUCAUUCAUCGUCAUAUCAAACCCAGCAACAUUCUUUUGGAUGAUAACAUGGAGCCAAAACUCGCAGGUUUCGACCUUAGCAUACAGGGAGCACAUUUUAUGUCAAAGCCAAAACUAAUUCAAGUGCCUGCUGCGGGUACUUAUGGCUACGUAGCUAUGGAGGUUUGGACAGACGAUACCGUCACAGAUAAAACUGAUGUUUACUCAUUUGGUAUGGUUCUACUUGAAGUUGUGUGUGGAAGGAAAUACUUAAUGGAGCCAAUUGAAACGGAAUUUCUGGAAAAACCUCUUGAGGAGAAAAUUGAUGAAAUUAUCAAAGGAAGUAUCGGACCAGAGUGUUGGCAAGUCUUUGUAGAUAUCACCCUCAGAUGUGUGAAGUUGGAACCAGAUGAGCGACCAACAAUGGGUGAAGUAGAGGUGGAACUUGAGUAUGCUCUGUCCUUGCAAAAGCAAGCAGAUAGAGCAAGAUAUUCCUUAUUUUCCACCACCAUUAUUCCCCCCCCUUUCUCCUUAUUCCGGCUUCCUGGGACCUGAGAACACUAGAUGAUUAGGUCAUCUGAAAUUAAGGUUAGUGUUUCGCGUCAAAAUAGUCACAGUAAGCUUUUGUGGUGAUUGCGUUUAAUUGAGAUGCUUGAAAUAGCUUUUUUUGUGAUCCCUGUUUCUAGAAGCUGUGAUUGUAAGAAUCUUGCGCUAGUAUAAAUUUGAAGUAAUGGUAGAACUCCCUUGCUUCAGUCUAUAAA
Molecule: messenger RNA, 812 nt
Organism: Glycine soja
Lineage: Eukaryota; Viridiplantae; Streptophyta; Magnoliopsida; Fabales; Fabaceae
Product: receptor-like protein kinase ANXUR2
Exons: 2
Biological process (GO): protein autophosphorylation
Cellular component (GO): plasmodesma; plasma membrane
Molecular function (GO): transmembrane receptor protein tyrosine kinase activity; ATP binding
Source: RefSeq, a predicted model, not a curated record